Molecule: messenger RNA, 2562 nt
Organism: Drosophila yakuba
Lineage: Eukaryota; Metazoa; Arthropoda; Insecta; Diptera; Drosophilidae
Gene: kdn
Product: probable citrate synthase, mitochondrial
Exons: 3
Coding region: 16-1575 (519 amino acids)
Biological process (GO): carbohydrate metabolic process; tricarboxylic acid cycle; citrate metabolic process
Cellular component (GO): mitochondrial matrix
Source: RefSeq, a predicted model, not a curated record
CCGCUAGCAGGACUAAUGUUCGUUCGUCGUCUUGAUAAUGCCUCUUUGGGCCAUUAUUUAUUCUUGCAACGGCGUUAUUUGGCCAAAAAUUCUAUGUGGGACUCCAAGUCUAUUAGUUUCCGAAUACGUUCCAAACAGGAUGAUGAUGUGACUGGUAGCCUCAAGGAGCAGCCACAAUUGGAGACUCAGGAAUCCUUGAACAUGCCGGAUAUGCAGGAUGCCCAAAAACUGCCAAAUGUGGGAUCCUACGUCCGCACGAUCGCCGCCGAUGGCAAGAGCCUGCGCGACGUGCUGACCGCCAAGGUGCCCCAGGAGCAGGAGCGCGUGAAGAACUUCCGCAAGCAGCAUGGCGCCACCAAGAUGGGCGAGACGACCAUCGACAUGAUGUACGGCGGCAUGCGCGGCAUCAAGGCCCUGGUCACCGAGACCUCGGUGCUGGAUGCGGACGAGGGCAUCCGCUUCCGCGGCCUCUCCAUUCCCGAGUGCCAAAAGGUUCUGCCCGCCGCCGAUGGCGGCACCGAGCCCCUGCCCGAGGGUCUCUUCUGGCUGCUGUUGACCGGCGAGGUGCCUACCAAGUCUCAGGUGCAGCAGCUGUCCCGCGAAUGGGCCGAGCGCGCCGCCCUGCCCCAGCACGUGGUUACCAUGUUGAACAACAUGCCCACCACCCUGCACCCGAUGUCGCAGUUUGCCGCCGCCGUCACCGCGCUGAAUCACGACAGCAAGUUCGCCAAGGCCUACUCGGAUGGUGUGCACAAGAGCAAGUACUGGGAGUACGUCUACGAGGACAGCAUGGACCUGAUUGCCAAGCUGCCAGUGGUGGCGGCCACCAUCUACUGCAACACCUAUCGCGGCGGCAAGGGCUCCCGUUCGAUUGACUCCAGCCUGGAUUGGUCGGCCAACUUUGUGAAGAUGCUUGGCUACGACAACGCCCCCUUCACCGAGCUGAUGCGUCUCUAUCUGACCAUCCACAGUGACCAUGAGGGUGGCAACGUGUCCGCCCACACCGUUCACUUGGUGGGCUCCGCCCUCAGCGAUCCCUACCUCUCGUUCGCCGCCGGCCUGAACGGUCUGGCUGGUCCACUGCACGGCCUGGCCAACCAGGAGGUGCUCGUGUGGCUGCGCAAGCUGCAAAAGGAGGCCGGCAACAACCCCUCGGAGGAGCAGCUCAAGGAGUACAUCUGGAAGACCCUCAAGUCCGGACAGGUGGUUCCCGGCUACGGACAUGCCGUGCUCCGCAAGACCGAUCCCCGCUACACCUGCCAGCGCGAGUUUGCGCUGAAGCACCUGCCCGAUGAUGAGACGUUCCAGCUGGUGUCCAAGAUCUACAAGGUGGUGCCCCCAAUCCUGACCGAGACCGGCAAGGUGAAGAACCCCUGGCCCAAUGUAGAUGCCCAUUCCGGUGUGCUGCUGCAGUACUACGGCAUGAAGGAGAUGAACUACUACACCGUGCUGUUCGGCGUGUCCCGUGCCCUCGGCGUGCUGGCCUCCCUCGUCUGGGAUCGCGCCCUCGGCCUGCCCAUCGAGCGCCCCAAGUCAUUCUCCACCGAUCUGCUGGUCAAGAUGGUCCAGAAGUAAGCAACUGGAGCAACAAGAGCAGCAGAAGCAGGAGGAGCGGGAGUUGCUGGAGUUCAACCUUUUAUAGCCAGAGGACGAAUGGACGAAAAAUGCAAAAGCUGUAGAUUGUAAUUGACGAGGGACGAGGGAGAGAGAGAAUCGAUUGGAUUGAAUUGGAUUGGAUUAAAUUGGAUUGGAUUAGGAUGGGAUGGGAUGGGAUGGAUAUCGAUAUGACGACGCUGAUAUUUAAAGAGUUGGAGAUGUGUAGUUGAGGAAAACAGCAACCAAAUACGAACCAAUAGGACAAAAACGAAAACCAGAGGAAAACUGCAACACACUGCAACUGCAAACAAUAAGUUGGAAAUAAGGCAAACACUUAUUUUUAGUAGUAAAAUAAUUAACGAAGAGAAACCGACAAGCAACCACUUAAUUAUUUGUAUAAGCUAUAUAUAUAUAUAUACAUAUAUACAUAUGUACGAUUGACUAUAUAUAUAGGGACAGGCAGAGAGAGAAAAAUGUUUGCGCCUAUUGUUUAUGUUCAGCAUUUCCCCCACCCAAGAACCCGCCCACACGCCCACGAUCCCCACUCUUUAUUAAGUUUGUUAUGUUUUUUUUUUGUUCAUCUUAGCCGAUCGACUAACCACAACACGACCUUAAUGCCUAAUGAUUUAAUCCCCCCAACCGCCCGACCCACCAGCACACCACCCACCCCGCCUGAAAACUUAAAAAAAAAAAUUACUAACUUGAUAACAUUUUACUUUUAAUUUAACUAUAAUUUAUUAUGCAAACAAGAUACAAACGAGAAAUACAAUACAAAAACAAGUGUAAAGAAACCAACAAAAACAUUUGAAAAAACUCAAUAAAAAAACAGAACAAUAAAUAAUAUAAUGCAUAGUGAGUAGUUAUUGUCAACUCCACCAGUGGAAGCUGCAAAAGCGUUCGUUCAUUGCCGUGCAAGUGUAUUCGAGAAAGCAAACAAAACCCACAAUAAAUCUUAGCAAACUUGAA